AUGGUGUUUCUUGUUCUCAUCCAUGAUGGCCGACAAGCUGUGUCAAUGCCUCCCAACCCAUUGAUGAAGUCUCUGCGGUAUGCUGUGACAACCUCUUUUGGCAGCAUCUGUUAUGGAUCACUCUUUACAGCUGCUAUUCGGACAUUGCGGUGGGAGGUCAAAGAUUGCGGCAACGAAUGUUUGCUAUGCUGUGUUGAUUUCCUUUUUCAUCUGGUGGAGACUCUUGUUCGGUUUUUUAACAAGUAUGCCUAUGUCCAGAUUGCAGUUUAUGGGAAAAACUUUAAUCACUCAGCUAGAGAUGCUUGGGAAUUAUUCCAGUCAACUGGUGUAGAAGCACUCAUUGCUUACGAUUGUUCGGGUGCUGUCCUCCUGAUGGGUACUCUUUUGGGUGGGCUUAUCACUGGAACAUGUGCUGGAGUUUGGACAAGGAUUAAAUAUCCUGACAGAGUGAUUAUGGUGGGGUCUACUGCCAUGUUGAUGGGAAUGAUCUUGGUCGGAUUGGCAAUGGUCGUGGUGGAAAGUGCCGUUACAUCUAUAUACAUCUGUUAUGCGGAAGACCCGUUGUUAAUACAUAGAUGGGAUGCAGAAUUCUUCAACACAGAUCUCUGA
This is a messenger RNA of Ilex paraguariensis (yerba mate), 609 nucleotides long. The record is from the annotation of a GenBank genome assembly. NCBI's taxonomy places the organism in Eukaryota, Viridiplantae, Streptophyta, Magnoliopsida, Aquifoliales, Aquifoliaceae.